Molecule: messenger RNA, 1439 nt
Organism: Zea mays
Lineage: Eukaryota; Viridiplantae; Streptophyta; Magnoliopsida; Poales; Poaceae
Product: anther-specific proline-rich protein APG
Exons: 3
Coding region: 47-1177 (376 amino acids)
Molecular function (GO): hydrolase activity, acting on ester bonds
Source: RefSeq, marked validated
CAGUGGCAGACAGACACUGCCAGUGGCACCGCCGCCCGCAACCGCAAUGGCCUCCGCCUCGCGCCUCGUCUCCCUCGCGCUCUGCCUGUGCCUGGGCGCCGCGCUCCACGCGGCGCCCCGGGGCGCCCACGCGGCCCGCGCCUUCUUCGUCUUCGGCGACUCCCUCGUCGACAACGGCAACAACAACUACCUCUUCACGCAGGCGCGCGCCGACGCGCCGCCCUACGGCAUCGACACGCCCGACCAGCGCGCCACGGGCCGCUUCAGCAACGGCAAGAACGUGCCGGACAUCAUCAGUGAGCACCUCGGCGCGGAGCCCGUGCUGCCGUACCUCAGCCCCGAGCUCGACGGCGACAAGAUGCUCGUCGGCGCCAACUUCGCGUCCGCCGGCGUCGGCAUCCUCAACGACACCGGAAUCCAGUUCGCCAACAUCAUCCACAUCUCCAAGCAGCUGCGCUACUUCGAGCAGUACCAGAGGCGCCUGGCCGCGCUGGUCGGCGCGGAGGAGGCGUCCCGCCUGGUGCGCGGCGCGCUGGUGCUCAUCACGCUGGGCGGCAACGACUUCGUCAACAACUACUACCUGGUGCCCUACUCGGCGCGGUCGCGGGAGUUCUCGCUGCCCGACUACGUCUCCUACCUGCUGUCGGAGUACGCGCAGGUGCUGGCCCGCCUCCACGACCUCGGCGCGCGCCGGGUGCUGGUGCAGGGGGUGGGCCCCAUCGGCUGCGUCCCCGCCGAGCUGGCGCUGCACAGCGCGGACGGCGCCUGCGACCCGGAGCUGCAGCGCGCCGCCGAGAUGUACAACCCGCGCCUCAUGGCGCUGCUGGCCGACCUCAACGCGCGCCUCGGCGCCGGCGGCGACCCGGUGUUCGUCGGCGUCAACACGCACCGGAUCCACAACGACUUCAUCGACGACCCCAGGGCGUACGGCUUCCAGACCGCCACCGAGGCGUGCUGCGGCCAGGGCCGCUUCAACGGGCUGGGGCUCUGCACCGUCAUGUCCAGCCUCUGCGCCGACCGCGACGCCUACGUGUUCUGGGACAACUUCCACCCCACGGAGCGCGCCAACCGCCUCAUCGUGCAGCAGUUCAUGUACGGGACCACCGACUACAUCGCGCCCGUCAACCUCAGCACCGUCCUCGCCAUGGACCUCCGGAAGCAGCAGCUGCGCACGUGAUGUACGGUCUCAUCCCAUAUGCAUGCAGGCCUCUGCAGCUUCACCAUCUUCAUUGUUGCAUGCUUGUUUUCGUUCCUCGUUCGUACUCCUCAUCCUGGCUGCUAAUGCAUCCAGGUCCAGGUGUGCCUUUCUCGUUUGCGUCUCGGUGUGUGGUGCGUUGUACGUGCAAUUGUGUGUAACAGUGACAACCAUAACUUGUCCAUUUCUAUCAUAUAGGACAGCGCAGCUGCAUCCAAUUUAUAUAAAUUUUCAGGGGAUUCAU